AUGGACAAUAGUCAAAAAGAACCAAAAGCAAAAAACUAAAGAGACACACUACACUGUCUUUGAAACAGACAAAGUGUGAACAUUAAAUAGAUUUCAACUUGACUUGAAUCACUGUGUGAACUCCUCCUGUCUUUGACAUUGGUCUCUCUUCUGUCUCACCUGAAGCUUAACCCAUUAUCCCUCAACACCGAAUCAGUCAAUGGCACCCCUCCACAAGAAAUCAAAGAAGAAACCCAAACAAGUGAGCCUGGUUGUCCCUGUUGAACCCAAACCCAAUGAAAUUGAUUGGUGGGAAUCUUUCUGGCACAAAAAUUCUACUGCCCCAGGAUACUCAGUACCCAAUGAUGAGGAACAAGGGUUUAAGUAUUUCUUUAGAGUGUCAAAGACUACAUUUGAUUACAUAUGCUCUCUUGUAAGGGAGGAUCUCAUUUCCAGGCCUCCGUCUGGCCUUAUCAAUAUCGAGGGACGGCUUCUUAGUGUUGAGAAGCAGGUUGCUAUUGCUCUUAGAAGGUUAGCAUCGGGUGAAUCUCAGGUCUCGGUUGGAGCUUCUUUUGGAGUUGGCCAGUCGACGGUUUCUCAGGUGACUUGGCGAUUCAUUGAAGCGCUUGAGGAACGUGGUAAACGUCAUCUCAGUUGGCCUGAUUUUGAUAGAUUGCAGGAGAUCAAGUUUGGUUUUGAAGCGGCUUGUGGUUUGCCUAAUUGCUGUGGUGCCAUUGAUGCAACGCAUGUCAUGAUGACACUUCCGGCAGUUCAAACGUCGGAUGAUUGGUGUGAUCAGGAAAAUAAUUACAGUAUGUUGUUACAAGGAAUUGUUGAUCAUGAAAUGAGGUUCAUUGAUAUCGUGACAGGUUUGCCUGGUGGCAUGACGUUUUCGAGAUUACUGAAGUGUUCGUCGUUUUACAAACUCUCGCAAAAUGGAGAGCGUUUGAAUGGAAAUGUAAGAACUUUAGAUGGAGAUGUCAUGAGAGAGUAUGUAGUUGGUGGGUAUAGUUAUCCUCUUCUUCCGUGGCUUAUGACACCUUAUGAAACUAAUGGCAUAUCAGAUUCACAGUUCAGUUUUAAUAACAAACAUGAAGCUGCAAGACUACUUGCAGUGAGGGCGUUUUCGCUGUUGAAGGGAAGUUGGAGAAUCCUUAGUAAGGUUAUGUGGAGACCGGAUAAAAGGAAAUUGCCAAGCAUUAUCUUGACUUGUUGUUUGCUUCAUAAUAUAGUUAUUGAUUGCGGAGACACCAUACGUCUAGAUGUUGCAUUGUCUGGUCAUCAUGAUUCAGGAUACCGAGAACAGUAUUGCAAGCAAGUUGAUCCUUCAGGAAAGACCGUACGAGAAAAUUUGGCCAAACAUUUACAAUAUGGAGUGCAAUUAGAUGCUAAUGGUAGUUCUGCUAGCGCUGUUCAUCGUAUUUAGAAUUUGACUUCUGGCCUCUCGCAUUCUGAUGUUGAACUUAGACAGAAUUUCUUUUCUUUUUUUGGAUGAGUGUUGUGAUUAAGUAAAGCUUCUCUUAUCCCCUUGUUAUUGGUGAAUGUUAAUUAUUGUUAUUAUUUGAAGAAAUGUCAGCAGUAACAUUCCAGCAAAAAUGAAUCCUAAUGUCUUCAUUUGUAUUUCACUUUAUGCGUAACAAAUGACUUUUAAUAGACGAGCGAAAUAAACAGAAUAGAGAAUUGCAAUACACCGUGAUGGUUAAAAUGGUACUACUGGAUAAACAAUAACUGCACAUCUAACCAAUAAGAAAAUAAGACGGAGAGGAUUUUCAGAAAAUGAAAUGGCGAGA
Molecule: messenger RNA, 1769 nt
Organism: Vicia villosa (hairy vetch)
Lineage: Eukaryota; Viridiplantae; Streptophyta; Magnoliopsida; Fabales; Fabaceae
Product: protein ANTAGONIST OF LIKE HETEROCHROMATIN PROTEIN 1-like
Exons: 2
Coding region: 200-1405 (401 amino acids)
Cellular component (GO): ESC/E(Z) complex; PRC1 complex
Molecular function (GO): chromatin binding
Source: RefSeq, a predicted model, not a curated record